Xiphias gladius (swordfish) is the source of this 2331-nucleotide messenger RNA. It is a transcript of the gene tead3b, whose product is annotated as TEA domain family member 3 b. Bases 444 to 1721 code for a protein of 425 amino acids. The transcript has 15 exons. Gene Ontology annotation, cellular component: transcription regulator complex. Gene Ontology annotation, molecular function: DNA-binding transcription factor activity, RNA polymerase II-specific; RNA polymerase II cis-regulatory region sequence-specific DNA binding. Lineage: Eukaryota; Metazoa; Chordata; Actinopteri; Istiophoriformes; Xiphiidae. The record is from RefSeq and is a predicted model, not a curated record. Gene Ontology annotation, biological process: positive regulation of transcription by RNA polymerase II; hippo signaling; embryonic organ development.
UGCGUUGAUUUCAUACCAAAGUCAUACUUAACAUUCCUCUUAUACUGUCAAACCUCUGAGAAAUAUUACGGAAAACAACAAGGCGCCAAAAUAUAACAAAGUUACUGAAUUGACCAGCUGCUUCCAUUGACCAGAGGAAGGUGACUGCCAAAAUAAAAAGUUCGUAUUCCUGGAGCCAACACUUCCAGCCUCGUUCCUCAAGAGGAACCCAACAGUUCUAUACCUACAGGCAGAGAGAGAGAGAGAGAGAGAAACCAAACGCUUUGGAGGAAUACACAACUUCAGUCUGGUCUGGAUCUCGGCAUCCCAAAGAUCUCCUACAGAUCCUUUGAUAUUCGGGCUCGGGGUCGGGCCCAGGGGGAGCCGCCACCAUUGCGUCCAACGAGUGGAGCGCCAACGGUAGCCCAGAAGAUGGGCUGGACGGGGAAAACGAGGACAAGACCAUGGACGGGGAUGCCGAGGGCGUGUGGAGCCCGGAUAUCGAGCAGAGCUUCCAGGAGGCCCUUGCCAUCUACCCUCCCUGUGGCAGGAGGAAAAUCAUCCUGUCAGAUGAGGGAAAGAUGUAUGGUCGCAAUGAAUUGAUAGCAAGGUACAUCAAGCUGAGGACAGGCAAAACCCGUACAAGAAAACAGGUUUCUAGCCACUUGCAGGUUCUCGCCCGGAGAAAAUCUCGCGAGAUCCAGUCAAAGCUAAAGGCGAUGAAUUUGGAUCAGGCGUCUAAAGACAAAGCCCUGCAGAACAUGGCAGCACUGUCGUCUGCACAGAUCGUCUCACCAAGUAUGAUAAAGAAUCAUCUUCCACCACUGCCUCCUGCUCCCUACCAACCAGCCAGAUUCUGGCCUGCUCCAAUCCCAGGACAGCCUGGACCCUCUCAGGAGCUGGUUCUAGAUCUCAACCCGGGAAGGACUCCUGGGCUUGGCCGCACCAGCCAUGCUAUCAAACCUUUUGCACAGCCACCAUACCCAAGCCUUUCAGGUCCUGUACCACAAUCCAUACCAAGUUAUGAGCCUUUGGCGCCCCCUCCUGCACCAACUGCUACUGCCGUGCCAGUGUGGCAGGACCGGACCAUCGCCUCCUCAAAGCUGCGGAUGCUGGAGUACUCAGCCUUCAUGGAGGUUCAGAGAGACCCAGACAACUACAGCAAACAUCUGUUUGUCCACAUUGGACAGACCAACCCCUCCUACAGUGACCCGCUCCUGGAGGCUGUGGACAUCCGGCAGAUCUACGACAAGUUCCCCGAGAAGAAGGGCGGGCUCAAAGAGCUUUAUGAGAAAGGCCCUCAGAACGCUUUCUUCCUGGUUAAAUUCUGGGCGGACCUGAACAGCAGCGGCAUGCAGGAUGGCCCUGGUUCUUUCUACGGUGUCAGCAGCCAGUACAGCAGCAUUGAGAACAUGACGAUCACCGUUUCAACCAAAGUCUGCUCGUUUGGCAAGCAGGUUGUCGAGAAAGUAGAGACAGAGUACGCCCGCCUGGAGGGAGGAAAGUGUGUUUACAGGAUCCACCGCUCUCCUAUGUGCGAGUACAUGAUCAACUUUAUCCACAAACUCAAACACUUGCCUGAAAAGUACAUGAUGAACAGUGUUCUUGAAAACUUCACUAUCCUACAGGUUGUGACAAACCGCGACACCCAGGAGACCUUGCUCUGUAUAGCGUUUGUUUUUGAGGUUUCCACAAGUGAACACGGAGCUCAGUAUCACGUCUACAGACUUGUUAAGGACUAACAGCUCUUCAGGAAAAGCCAGACAAAAGCGUGACACAAUCUCUCUUCGACCAGCUCAACCAUCCAGGAAAAACUAGAAAAAACAUUCAAACAUUGCUAGACCGAACUAACAAGGACAGAUUUUAUGCUUUAAAAAAAAAGUCUUGUACACAAGGAAAGAAAAGAGUGAGUCUCAACGUGCCAACAUGCAGAGAAAUUUUGAAGAAUUACCGAUUUUUCAAACAACUAACUAUUUUCCAUGUGUUUUAAACAUGCUUUAGAUGAAGUGGGUCACUUUUGCCAAGGUAAUUGAUGGAGCUUGAUAUGUUUUAUUGAGGGAACGAGAAUGUGUUUGGGGUUGAAAAGACUCUUAUGGUAUCCAAGGGAACACACUCUGAGCAAUAAGAGGUGUGUAUAUAAGAUUGAAUAAGUAGAGAGAACGGGGCCACGGAGGGGAAAACCUGGUAGCGUUGUUGCAGUAGGUUUGUUAGGAAAGCAAGUGCCUUUUCUCCAAAGAUUAUAUCAUUGUCUGCCACUUUGGAUUGCCUUUUGUUUACUACCUCUUGUUUUUAAAUGAACAGAAUGAACAGAAAAUAGUCAGACAGGUGUAUUUUGUCAAAAAAAAAAAAAAA